This is a messenger RNA of Glycine soja, 1452 nucleotides long. Its product is annotated as S-type anion channel SLAH1-like. Gene Ontology annotation, cellular component: membrane. Bases 154 to 1266 code for a protein of 370 amino acids. NCBI's taxonomy places the organism in Eukaryota, Viridiplantae, Streptophyta, Magnoliopsida, Fabales, Fabaceae. Gene Ontology annotation, molecular function: voltage-gated monoatomic anion channel activity. The transcript has 2 exons. Gene Ontology annotation, biological process: transmembrane transport; intracellular monoatomic ion homeostasis. The record is from RefSeq and is a predicted model, not a curated record.
AACAACUUUUGGGUUAUGCCUAGAAGAAAACGAGUCCAAGCAAAUAACUCCACCUAUUUCCACUCUUCCACUAGAGUGGUGGUGACAGACAUUGGUACCAUACUUUAUCAACACAUCACUCUGUUCGCAUAAACCACACCAAAAGAUACCAAGAUGGAUGACAAUGAGAAACAACAUCUACAACCCCAUGUAGAGUUGCCAAUAGAUGUUUCAGUCAGCAAAACACAAUCAAAUUGCAAGCCUCAAAUCCAAAUCCAGUCUUUGUCCUCUAUCCUGACACAAUUCCAUGCAGGGUACUUCAGGAUUAGUUUGUCCCUCGCAAGCCAAGCCGUUCUAUUGAAGAUCCUCAUUGAACCAAUCCAAGAUGCACAUGCUCUUAGACGUUUGUUUUCAUCCUUACCCUCUUCUGUCCACACCCUCCUAUGGUUCCUAGCCUUGUUCACAGUAGCCACACUCUCUUUUCUUUACAUUCUAAAAUGUCUCUUACACUUUGACAUGAUUAAGGAUGAGUUCUUAAGCCAUGUUGGAGUAAACUACCUUUUUAACCCCUGGAUCUCUUGGCUCCUUUUGCUAGAAUCAUCACCAUUCCUCUCCCCAACAACACUUUAUUACAAAGUACUUUGGUGGGUGUUUGUUUCUCCUUUGGUGAUGCUUGAUGUGAAGAUUUAUGGCCAGUGGUUUACAAAAGGGAAGAGGUUUUUGUCAAUUGGAGCAAAUCCAACAAGUCAAUUGUCUGUGAUUGGGAACUUGGUGGGUGCACAAGCUGCUGCACAAAUGGGUUGGAAAGAGAGUGCACUUUGCAUGUUUUCUUUGGGUAUUACACAUUAUUUGGUGCUUUUCGUGACACUCUAUCAGAGAUUGGCAGGGAACAAUAGUGUCCCUUCAAUGCUGCGUCCAGUGUUCUUCUUGUUCUUUGCAGCACCUAGUAUGGCAAGCUUGGCUUGGAACUCCAUUUGUGGCAAGUUUGACACCACAUGCAAGAUGCUGUUCUUCCUCUCUUUCUUCCUUUUCAUGUCCCUCGUUUCAAGGCCUCUCCUAUUUAAGAAGUCGAUGAAGAAGUUCAAUGUGGCAUGGUGGGCUUAUUCUUUUCCUCUGACGGCUUUGGCACUGGCUUCAGCAGAGUAUGAACAUGAAGUUAAGGGAGUCAUGGCUCAUGUGAUUAUGUUUGUCUUGUCAUCGGUCUCAGUUUUGGUGUCUCUCAUUUUAAUGGUUAUCACUGCUCUCAACAUUAGCAAGCACGUCCUUAGUCGCUCGCAACCAUCUUAGUUUAGAACAGAGAAACAUUGAUGGCAACGUGAUUAUGAAUUCAUUAUUACUCAUGGCAAUUUAAUUUAUAUAUAUCCACAGAUAAUGUAAAAUUGUUGUUUAAUAUAAAUGUCUAAUAGGACUUCGCUCUAUUGUCACAAUAUUGUAUUUAUUAAUAUGAUGUGGCCAUGGAGUAAAUCUUCACUA